AUGAAGAAUAAAAAACGAUCCUCAGUUUGGAUUUAUUUUGAUGUUAAGGAGAAUGAUUCGCGUUACGCUCAAUGCAAUAUUUGUAAUAUACACAUUUCUCGCGGCGGUACGGGAAAGAGAGCUUCGACUUCAUCUUUGGCUAAACAUUUGAAGGCCAAACAUAAAGAAGCAUAUAUGAGGAUACAUGGAGCUGAAAAGACAAUUAAAAGUAUUCAAAGCUACAACAAUCCAAUAUUUCCAUGUAAAACCAACUCUGGAAGUGAAGAUGAAGAAUCAAUUGUAUUGGAUCCUGAUAGUGAGCUGUGGGGUUUCUUUGACAAGCAACCUCACAAUAAGGCCAAAUGCUCCAUGUGUGAUGAACGGCUUAGGCGGGAUGCAGACACACUGUACAAACAUCUGAAAGAAAAACAUUCUAAGAUCUCCGAGAACUUGGAGUACAAAGACAAUGAAGAAAAUUUUACGGAAGUAAUCUACCUAGAAGAACCAAUAGAGUCGAUUAAGGAGGAUCAGGAUAAAUUGUUGUUUGAAGUGCAACCCAAGGCCAAGAAAACAUUCAAGAGACGCUACAGCACAAGAGAUGACGUAAAGUACAUUGAACCAAAUAAAAGCCAAAGUAAGGACGAUGUGGAAAUUGAAAACUUUGGAAAAUAUAUCACAGGAUUACUGAAAGGUGUACCAAGGGCAGCCAGUUCGAAGCUACAAAUGGAAAUUGUGACUUUGAUUAUGAAUACAAAAAUUAAUUUACAAACAACACCAGAUAUAGACAGCGAAGUGGUUGAAAGAAGUAAGGAAAGUGAUCCGCCGGAUAUAGGACAAGAGAAUCAGGAAAACCAAGACAAGCUAGACACAACGACCUCCAGCGAAUUCGGAACAAAUCAAGACACGCGCUCCCCCAAACGACCCAAGCGACGAAUCAGCUACCGCGAAGAAUACUCCUACAAGAUCAACCUAACGGAGAACGAAGAGCGGGAAAUCGAAAAUUUCGGAACAUACGUCACAUGCUUACUCAAAACGGUCCCAGAGAAUAAAAUCAGCGCGAAACUUCAAAUGAAUAUUGUCAAUCUUAUUAUGACAGCUCGGUUACAGGCUCUACAGAAAAAUGUACCGGUUUUGACAAUUAACGGAACCAUAGAGUUAGAUAAUACAAAUGUAGAUGAUAAUCAGGUUAUGUUUACGGAUAGUUAG
Pieris macdunnoughi is the source of this 1185-nucleotide messenger RNA. NCBI's taxonomy places the organism in Eukaryota, Metazoa, Arthropoda, Insecta, Lepidoptera, Pieridae. The record is from the annotation of a GenBank genome assembly.